Fusarium musae is the source of this 660-nucleotide messenger RNA. RefSeq lists its product as uncharacterized. The transcript is spliced from 5 exons. Bases 1 to 660 code for a protein of 219 amino acids. Lineage: Eukaryota; Fungi; Ascomycota; Sordariomycetes; Hypocreales; Nectriaceae. The record is from RefSeq and is a predicted model, not a curated record.
AUGGCCUCGUUGUAUGGCCGUGAUGACAACGCCGAUCGGAGCAACGAGCUCAAUGCCACAACGACAAUUGUCCUCGUGCUGUCCGCUGUCUUUGUCGCUCUGCGCUUCUGGGCGCGAUAUGUGAGGAUUGGAUAUGGGACUGAUGACUGGUUGACGCUGGUAGCCCUGGUCGUUGUUUUCAUCACAGGAGGUCUCAAUUAUGGCAUGGUUGCGCAUGGUCUCGGAAAGCAUGCCAAGCGCGUGUCGGAAGAAGAUCUAAUCAUCUUCUUCAAGAUCCUCCUCGCCUUCGAAUGCAUCUACGUCACAGCAGUAAUGCUCAUCAAACUCGCCCUUCUAUCGAUGUACCUACGCAUCUUCCCAUCUCGAAACUUCCGACUAGCCUCGGCCAUCAUCGCUGCUAUUGUAAUUGGCUGGUGGAUUGCGAUUUGCGCCGUGUGCAUCUUUCAGUGCCAUCCGAUCAAAAAGGCUUGGAUGCCGUGGCUUGAUUAUGGGACUUGCAUCAACCUCAAGGCGUCGUUCAUUGGCAAUGCGAUCCCGAAUAUUGCAACGGAUAUUGCCAUUCUGUGUCAACAUGGCGCAGAAAUUGUCGCUGCUGGUUAUCUUUUUGCUGGGCAGUUUGGACCCUCGCUACAGCUUGCACCUGGUGUGUCGUCGAAGUAG